Copidosoma floridanum is the source of this 438-nucleotide messenger RNA. RefSeq lists its product as uncharacterized. The record is from RefSeq and is a predicted model, not a curated record. Lineage: Eukaryota; Metazoa; Arthropoda; Insecta; Hymenoptera; Encyrtidae.
AAAAAAACCGAUUCUGGCAAGUGUUUGAGUUUGUGUACCGAAACCGUGUAAGCAUGGAUGCGCUGGAGCUGCAGGCCGCCCUGGUGAAGCUCGACCCGGCGACGACGGUCACGCCAAUCGUGCCCCAGCACCAGAUCAAUUUCGGCCUGAACCUCGACGAGACGGACCUGAGCCUCCAGAACAAGGGGCACAACGGCCAGCAACAGGCGAGAAAGUUCUGCGGUGGGGGCCACCACCAUCACCAGAACAACCCCCCGGUGCCGGUCAAGCAGCCGGUCAAGUGCGCGAUCGGUGAGGUCAGGUGACGUCAGCCCUGCGUCAUCGGGGCCGGGGUGAUGUACCACACCUAUCCGCCCCACAGGGCCGGCAAGCACCACAGCAAACACCUCGCCAAGGAGAAGCGCCACCACCACCUACACCACCACCACCAUCACACCC